Papaver somniferum (opium poppy) is the source of this 2623-nucleotide messenger RNA. Its product is annotated as protein Hook homolog 2-like. The transcript has 3 exons. Lineage: Eukaryota; Viridiplantae; Streptophyta; Magnoliopsida; Ranunculales; Papaveraceae. Bases 100 to 2040 code for a protein of 646 amino acids. The record is from RefSeq and is a predicted model, not a curated record.
UUCUCCCCCACUUCCUUUCCUGAGAAAUUUCCAUUGUACAAAUCUCUUUCAAUUAUUCUAAUUUUACUGAUUUUACAAAAAAACCCAAUCUUUGUUUUGAUGGGUGCAACAAGUAAAAUCAUGGAAUUGCAGUUGAUAAAUGCAAGGGUAGAAGCAGAACUAUGGAGGAAGACAUGUAGAGAAUUAGAGGGGCAUUUUUUUGAUCUAAGACAGAUGGAAAACCAAGAGAUUGAGCUAGAUAAACAGCUUUUAUCCACUAUAGGUAUGUUCAACGAUUUAUAUUUCCAAUUUGAUAAGAAAAAGUUUCAAUGUUUUCAAGUGAAGAAAAAAUUUGAUGAUUUAGUUGCUAAAGAUGGUAAAUUUGUGUAUGAUACUAGUUUGAGAAAAAGGGUUCAACAUCUUGAAGAACAGGCUCAUUUAUGGUUGAAUCAUGAGCUGAAAAUGAAGUAUUUUGUUGAAGAGUAUAAGGGUAAGUAUGAGAGUUUGUUGUUGAAGUUUAAAGAGCAGAAGAUUGAGUGUGAAUUGAUUAAGGAUGAGUGUAAGGGUUUGAAAGAGAAGAUUCAGGGUUUAGAGAAGAGAAACAAGAAGAAUGGGGGUACAGGGGGGAAGGAGAUGAUGGUGAAAUUUGGGUAUUUGGAAGAUGAGUACAGGAAAUUGGAGAUUGAAGAAAGGGGGAAAUGUGUGCAACUUAGUACGGAAAUUGAGGGUUUGAAGUCUGCUAAGAAGAGGGAUGAUGAAGAAAUUGAAGAGUUGAAGAUGCAAGCAACUGCAAUGGGUGCAAUGGUGAAUGCUAAUGUUGAAUUGGGGAAAGAAUUGGAGGAUUAUAAAGCUAAGUACCUUGGUUUGGUUGUGCAGCUUAAUGAGAAGGAUGGGUUAGAGGGUAAACUGAGAGAAACGAUUACGAGUCUAGAGGAGGAGAACAAAAAGAUGGGAAUGGAUCAAACAGAGAAAUGUCUUGAAUUGGAGAAGCAGAUCGAGGCUGCAAAAAAGAGAGCAGAUGAUGAGUUUAGUGUUGUAGAGAGGAAGUGUAUGGAAUCGGAGGUUCAAGUGACGGUGUCGUUGAAUUAUGUGAUUGAAUUGGGGAAGGAAUUGAAAAACCAAAUGUCGAUAGUGGGUCGUCGAGAUAACGAGCUUGAGAACUACAAAACUACAUGUAGUGGAAUGGAGAAAGAAAUUUUGGGUCUGGUAAAAGAAAGAAAUGCUAUGUCUGAAAGAGAUAAGAUGGCGCAGGACAAAGUUGCUUACUUGGAGGAGGUAGUUAAGGAAAUGGAAAAUGAUAAAAGAGAGUCUGAGAAGAGGGCUUUGGAAUGUUCGAAAAGGAAAGAAGAAGAAGAUGAGAUGGAGAGUUGGAAGAAGAAGUUAAUGGAGUUGGUAAGACGGAGUUCUAUGAUGGAAGAAGAAAAUUUACCUUUAAAAGGGUCACAAAAUGAAGUUUCUUGUAUGAAAAUCGAUGACAAGAUCAGUGUUGCUAACAUGGUUCACCCUGUUGAACCUAAUAGCAAGCCUUCUUCACCUCAAGGGAAUUUCGAAGAUGUGCGCGUCACAGACCCACAUUAUAAUGAUAACCACCAGGAGUUUUCAGAAAAUGAUUCAGACAACAAGAAGAAUACUUCAGAUUCAAUGGUGGAAUCUGUCAUUGCAGUUGAACAGCAAGUAGCUUUAGAGACAGAAGGGAACUUGGGAGAUAGUUUAGUUUUGGUUGAACAAGCUGCUGCAAAUGCUUUACCUAUAGAUGUUAUUGACAUUGACAGCGAGAAUGAAUAUAUUGAGAUUGUUGAUAGUGAGGAUGAAAAGGAGAUAACCAUGACACAACCUUGUACUGUUGAAGGUAAAGAACUACCACCUGUAUCAACUGAUGAAACUUUCAAUGCAUCUGAGAAGUGUGUAAAGAGGCCAUUGUCACUUCAAAGAGAUGAGAAAGGUGAAGCAAGCUCUAACAAAGCCAUACUAACCCCAUGGUCCCAACUAUGUUCAACUUCAAAAAGAUUUAGGACUUCUGAAAUCUCAAUCAGCCGAAGUGUCAGACAAAAAGAUGAUUAGAAUCUAAAUGGUGAACCACUUCUGCGCGUUCUUAACGGAUGGAAACCAAGAAGGUGAUGUAAACAUGUCUCGGUAUAGGAGUACGAGAUUCAGAAGCACUUUUGGAUGCGCUAUGAACAUCUCGAAGUAAUUAUUUAGUAAAUAGCAGCAGAUUGAGAAUCUUAUCUUCCUAGUUCAACUUGCCAGUAAGAGCUCCAUAUGCAAUUAAAGUCUAGAAAAUUUUGUGGGUGUGGAGCUUUUGGUUUUGCCGUGGUACCAGUCAGUCUCUCACCCUUUUUUGGUUGCUAUUUAUAUAUUUUGUAUGUAAAUUGCAAAUCUAACGAUAUAUCAGAAUAGGCAGUUACAAGGCAUCCAAUGUAAAUGACUGAAAAUAGAAUUAACCCUUUUUUGGAGCUCCAUAUGCAAUUUAGCUCAUUUAUAUGGCUUACAAGUUUUUUUUCCAUGAUUAUUAGUCCAGGCGUCAUUUGCUUAGUUCUGGUAUGUGUUAAGUGCUUGGUUUGAACUUUGAAGGAGAUAGAGGGUUCUGGAGAAACAUUCCAUUCAGUAGGACUGCUUGUUUAUACUGUAUUGGAUUUUAUCAAUU